Dothidotthia symphoricarpi CBS 119687 is the source of this 2617-nucleotide messenger RNA. Its product is annotated as HET-domain-containing protein. The coding region runs from base 275 to 2248 and encodes 657 amino acids. The transcript has 2 exons. Lineage: Eukaryota; Fungi; Ascomycota; Dothideomycetes; Pleosporales; Dothidotthiaceae. The record is from RefSeq and is a predicted model, not a curated record.
GUCGCAGUUGCCUGUGUUAUCUUGAAGAUUGCCAUUUGAUUGGAUGAGCGCAGUCAUUCUAGGCAACAAUACACUCUAGCGAGUUCAGACACCAGCAUCUGACAUCUCGCAAAUCACGAUAAUCUUUCUAGGUCUCACAUCGACAACGAGUGUUUCUUCGUGGUGAUUCGAAUUUCUUUGUCAACCUCAAAUCCAGAUACUCCGGUCGUCGAGUUUUGAGUAUUCUACCGAGAGCACGGCCUGAUUCCUGGAUAGUCAUACUUUACAGGAAGUCAUGCUCUGUAAAUUCUGCACCGAGCUUGAUUUCGAAAGUCCAUGUUCUUUGUCCACCGACGUCGAUAUAUUACUGGAAUCUGCCAACAAAGGAUGCGAGGGUUGUAAUGUUUUCUUGGAUGCAUAUAAACGCUUCUUUGAGAACUGGUCGCAGCAUAAUAACAUCUCCCCUCCACUCAACGCUCUCGACUUUCUCGCCAAAGUCCCUCUGCAUACUCCAGUCGAAGUUGUGCAACAAAGUAGUUGUUACGUGCACAUAAGCCUCCCGGAACCCUUGAUCCAGUAUAAUCCCAAUAUGCCACCGGUCACUUUGUUGUCAAGAUUGUGCAGUGUAUCUGGCGCUGAAUCAACUCGAUCGAUCACCGCUGACGGCAGAAGCGUUAAAUUCCCACUCUCAAGAAUCAUAUCACCAAACUCUGGAGACGAGGCCUGUUUUAAUUCGGCGCAGGAAUGGUUCAAACAAUGUAUACACCAACAUGGUGGAUCAUGCACCUUGCCAGUUGAUGCUGCGUUACCGUCAAGACUGAUACACAUUCCAACAGCGUCAUCUGAGCUAUUGCGUCUCUGUAACACUAAAGAUAAGAGAGGUCAAUAUGUUGCACUAAGCUACUGUUGGGGGAAAGGUAACACCUUCCACACUACAAUGUCAACGCUCCAGGACAGACUUAUAGGAUUCUCUAUUGACUCGUUACCAAAAACUCUGAGAGACGCAGUUUACAUCGCUCGGCGUAUGGGCUUUGAGUGGAUAUGGGUCGAUGCACUGUGUAUUCUUCAGGGAGAUAUAGAGGACUGGAAUCGGGAGUCUGCUCUCAUGGCGAGUGUCUACGGAAACGCGGCGUUCACUAUUUCCGCUGAUCUCGCCACUGACACGGAUCACGGCAUUCUUGGACCUCGCGACAUUCUACUCUCUCACAGGUUCGGCAAACAACAUGACUUUUGUCUUCAGUUUGACGACACUGAAUUUGGGAAGGAGAUAGUUCCCAGAACACCACUUAGUACCCGUGGUUGGGCAUAUCAGGAACGACUUCUGUCUCCACGUAUCUUGCAUUACUUUAGUCGUGAGAUCGUGUGGGAGUGUAAUACAGGUCGUUUUUCUGAAACCCACGUCAAGUCGGACUACCAUUGGAUGACGGGCAGCGUUUUGGACAAAGCCGUGUACGCGCGGGGUCUAAACAGUGUCCCGGUGAACUGCGAUAAUUCGGAGGCCAAUGCCCGAAUCGAAAUCUGGAACCAGAUUGCAGAAGAUGUCGCUCAACGAGAUUUCACUGUUGAGACUGACAAGUUGCCUGGUGUCUCUAGUCUUGCCACAGCACAUGCAAUUCCUGCGCUAGGCCGUUAUAUAGCUGGCACCUGGGAGUACAAUCCAUUCCUGUCCAUGCUCUGGAGUCCGGGAAAGCCACAACCGUUGUCAAAUCGUAUCCACCAAGCGCCGUCUUGGAGCUGGGCCUGGGUCAAGGGGCCGUUACACUGGUUCAAGAAAAACGUAUUCUACCUGAUAAAAGUAGAAGAUGAGUACCACGAAUGGUACACAAAAUUCAAACCCAAACUUUUGAGUUGGCAUAUCGUUCCUCAAGGAUCGGACCCAAAAGGACGAGUCAUGGAAGGCGGCUACCUUGUCAUGAGCGGAUGGUGCAGGGAAGUAUAUGUAGCAGAGAACGAGGAAAUGAUGUUUUACUACAGCCAUAGGCAUGGUUGCGUUCAGAUGGAUCACCGAGGCUCAGACUUUGUACGGAAGAUAUUUUUCGAUGAAGAUCUUGUCAAUGCAUCCGACUCCUUUGACAAAAAAGCGGCGGAAAAAUAUUUGUGUGUCCAGAUAUCAGAGCCUGGGUGGACAUUGUAUGGUUUCUGUGUACAUGCAUUGGUACUACAGCGUGUCGAUGGCGAGGAAGAAGCAUUCACAAGAGUUGGAAUACAUCAUUUCCAUCCUAAGGGACACGAAAGUGGAUGGGAAAGAAGAUUGUUGAAGUUGUAUUAAAUAAACACAGUCGAGCGAGAUGUCGCCUCGACUGCCACUCUCAUAUUCUUCAACAUCUCUCUCUGCCUCGGCUGUCGCAUCCCCACUCUUCCUAUCCUUUCUCGUCUCGCCACCUUUCAGAUCAGCUACACUACCACUUCAUAUACAAUGCAUCACCAGCUCUUCCAACUAGCGCUGUUUCCUGGUCUCAGCACAAGAAGAGAAAAGCAGUACAACGGGAGCUAAACAGGUGGCUCGACACAGAACUACCAACCACCGGGAUUCAAACUUAUGACUGAUCUGCGGAUGGAAGUCUUUUGUACCGGGGCUUAGUAUUCGCACCAAAAACGGCCUGAUAUGGUUGGGGAGUAGCAAUCUCGUCCUCUUUCA